ACACCCGGCCGGGUUAAAUUACCCGGAUGCGGAAGUGCUUGUUCUUUUUCUCUCCCGGGCGCUGGGGUGCUGCGUUGAUCGUCUCGGCACCCGUCGCCUGAACCGUCACCAUGCCUCGCAAAAUCGAAGAGAUCAAAGAUUUUCUACUGACAGCUAGAAGGAAAGAUGCGAAGUCUGUCAAAAUCAAGAAAAACAAAGAUAACGUGAAGUUCAAGGUGCGCUGCAGCCGGUAUCUUUAUACACUGGUCAUCACAGACAAGGAAAAGGCUGAAAAAUUGAAACAGUCUCUGCCACCAGGUUUGGCUGUGAAAGAGCUGAAGUGAACCAGUUGUCUCUGGAAUUUGGCCCAUGGAUUGUAAUAAAAAAGUUAUCUGUU
This is a messenger RNA of Varanus komodoensis (Komodo dragon), 376 nucleotides long. RefSeq names its product ribosomal protein L38 (gene RPL38). Bases 111 to 323 code for a protein of 70 amino acids. The transcript is spliced from 5 exons. Gene Ontology annotation, cellular component: ribosome; cytosolic large ribosomal subunit. NCBI's taxonomy places the organism in Eukaryota, Metazoa, Chordata, Lepidosauria, Squamata, Varanidae. Gene Ontology annotation, biological process: translation; protein-RNA complex assembly. Gene Ontology annotation, molecular function: structural constituent of ribosome. The record is from RefSeq and is a predicted model, not a curated record.